Messenger RNA from Dermacentor silvarum, 558 nucleotides. RefSeq lists its product as uncharacterized. The record is from RefSeq and is a predicted model, not a curated record. The transcript has a single exon. Lineage: Eukaryota; Metazoa; Arthropoda; Arachnida; Ixodida; Ixodidae. The coding region runs from base 1 to 558 and encodes 185 amino acids.
AUGCGGGAUAAGCAAGAGCGUGUGAAAGAAAAGUGUGACAAGAGGCGUGGUGCUGAACGUGUGUUUCGUGUUGGUGACCGCGUCUACGUGAAAACUGUGCGCGGCGAACAUGUGUCGUGGCAAGAGGCAGUGGUGACUCAAGUGGUCAGUGCGGUGACGUAUGUGGUGAAAGUGCACAACCAGUUUCGGUUUGUACAUGCCGAUCACCUGCGGCCUUCACAUGCCGACACAUCUACGAGAGCGUACGACGUGGAAAGACCUGAACAACGAAUCGGUCCAGCGGAGCCAGCGCCUUCCACACCUCCCGUGCCUUCGGACACGGACCACGAGACCGCAGCCCUUUCGCAACCGGUUCCACGUCCGUCAGAAAGUGAACCGAACGACCAUGCAGCUGUGGAACCCCCCACGGCUCUAGAGGCUCCCGCACACCCCGAAGUGACUUCACCUCCCACUACGGUGCCCAGUUCGCCUAAGAGUACGGACAACCAAGCACCUCGUCGUAGCACGAGGGUGCGGAAGCCACCAGACCGUUUCGAACACGAGGACUUCCGCAAGUGA